Molecule: messenger RNA, 1171 nt
Organism: Periophthalmus magnuspinnatus
Lineage: Eukaryota; Metazoa; Chordata; Actinopteri; Gobiiformes; Gobiidae
Gene: hemgn
Product: hemogen
Exons: 4
Coding region: 114-872 (252 amino acids)
Source: RefSeq, a predicted model, not a curated record
CCAGAUAAUUCAUUUAGGGGUGGGAAUAACACCAGAGUAACCGCAAGUUAUUCUGUCCAGUUUGGUGCUAGCCCGCCUUCAAUGAUUUGAAUUCAUUCAUCGCGGGACUCAGGAUGGAGGUGCAGCAAGAACUACUGGAAGAACAACAACCAGAACCACAGAAAGAACCAUUUCAAGAGGAUCAGCAAGAACUGGAAUAUAAAAAACAAAAUGACCAAGGUGACUUCAGGCGCCGGUUGCGGGACAGGGACCUUCUCAAGAAGAGAAAAGCUGAAGCAGAGGAGAAGGAGACUGAUGAAUGGGAUUUUGGGACGGAGAGUCCACAGAAAAGAGGGAGGAGUGGGGCCAAAAGAGGUAGGAGAAGAGGAAGACCGCGGAAAACAGAACCAAACGUGAUCGGUGAUUCAAAGAAUGAAAGUAUUCUGGAUCAGGAUGCCCCGGCAUUAGUGACAGAGGCUGUCCUGAUCCAAACACCAGUCUCUCUGGAAGCACAAGUUUCUGAUGCUACUGGGGCUGUCUUUGAAGAACUUAAACCAACACCCCAAGCUCCUGUCACUGCCUUAGGUCCCGCUGUGGACAUACCUCCCAUUUCGGUCCAAGAUGAUGCCCCGACUGCAGCCUCUGCUUCUGUUCCAUUGCUCCCAGUCAUCCAAGGACCCAUGUACACAGAGCCACAAAGUAAGCCUGCACUAGACCAGGUUCUGAUUGAAGACUUGGGUCCUGACGAGGAGGAAGACCUUUGUCCAUCACAGGACCAACAAGCUGAUGAAGGUUGCAGUGGGGAACCAGUAGAACCUACAUUUCUCUCACACCCCACAUUGUCAUCCCCACCUGCACCUCAACAGGAAUAUGUGCCAGGAAAUUCAUUUUAAUUCACUUUUCUUUUUAAAGUUACUUUUGUAAAGAAUGUCUGAUAAUAUCCAUGUGAACACCACUUUGAUAUUUACGUUGAUGCUGACUACUGCUUUGCUUAUUUAAAUAUGGAUUUUAUACAAACCUUUUGAUUUAUUUAUUCUAGGUUUGUCUUGACUUUUUGUUUCAUAUAUUAAAAAGGCUCUUUUAUUUUGGUUGCUUUUGUUUAAUAGCUCAUGAUUAAUUAUGAAAACAUAGUUGUUAAAAAGUUAUCUUUGAUUAACUAAAUAAAGUGCCCUGCAUGCUUAUAUUUAUAAUC